AUGGCGCAAACAUUCGAUCCAAAUGCGUUCACCAUACCAUUCAUGGCAACAAAGACUCCACGUCGAGAUCCAUACGAAGCUAUUCUUCCCACAAACCCCGCUAACUCUCAGAAAGGGAAGAUCAUAGUCAUCACUGGAGGGAGCUCUGGCAUAGGAGCGGCCGCUGCACGUGUGUGGGCUGAAGCAGGAGCUGAGGGAGUAGUAAUCACUGCUCGCGGGGCUCCUGCUUUGGAAAAAGUCGCCAGUGAACUCAAAGCCAAAUUCCCCGCCACCAAGGUCCUCGCUGUCAAGGGAGACAUUGUUUCCAAUGAAGAUAUCAAGCAUCUCUUUUCCGCGGUCCAAGAGACUUUCGGUCGACCAGCAGAUGUACUCCUCAACAAUGCCGGUUUCCUCGACGAUGACAGGCUCAUCGGUGAAACUCCCGCUGAUGUCUGGUGGAAGAACUUCGAGAUCAACAUCAAAGGUGCCUACAACGUGAUCCAUCAAUUCAUCCAGUCGCAGCCAAACCCCAAAGAGCCAAUAGGAACAAUCAUCACCGUAUCUUCUGGACGCGCAGGAUUCACCGGUGCUGGUGGAUCUUCCUACAACAUUGCCAAGCUUGCUGAGCACCGUCUCAGCGAGCAUUUACAGCUGGAGAAUCCCACUCUUCGGGUCUUCACGAGUAUGCCCGGUAUUGCUUUGACUGGGAUGAUGAAUAACUUUUGGCGUCCAUAUGCAAAAGAUCAUGUCGACCUUACUGGCAUGCAAGCGCUAUAUCUGGCUCAGCCAAGGGCAGACUACUUGAAGGGCAGCAUGGUCGGUGUCAACUGGGAUGUGAAAGAGUUAGAGGAGCAUAAGGAAGAGAUUCUCGAGAAGAAGGUGCUGCAAACUUCCUGGAUGCCAAUCCUGCCAUUUGGCGGCGGAAAAGGCCUUGGUAGUAAGGUCUGA
Molecule: messenger RNA, 927 nt
Organism: Mollisia scopiformis
Lineage: Eukaryota; Fungi; Ascomycota; Leotiomycetes; Helotiales; Mollisiaceae
Product: NAD(P)-binding protein
Exons: 1
Coding region: 1-927 (308 amino acids)
Molecular function (GO): oxidoreductase activity, acting on the CH-OH group of donors, NAD or NADP as acceptor
Source: RefSeq, a predicted model, not a curated record